Molecule: messenger RNA, 1572 nt
Organism: Aspergillus glaucus CBS 516.65
Lineage: Eukaryota; Fungi; Ascomycota; Eurotiomycetes; Eurotiales; Aspergillaceae
Product: MFS transporter
Exons: 5
Coding region: 1-1572 (523 amino acids)
Biological process (GO): transmembrane transport
Molecular function (GO): transmembrane transporter activity
Source: RefSeq, a predicted model, not a curated record
AUGACUCUAGAAAACAACAUCAAUUCCAAGCACGAAACCAACAACAACAACAACAACAACAACAACAACAAAGAAUACAAAAUCCUCAACACCACCGAAGAUGCAUCCCACCAAGACAUCGAACACCUCUACCUCGACUUCGAAACCCCACUCCCAAACCCCAUGGGGAUCUCAUCCUCCCCGCGACCCGGCCAAUCACCACCACCCUCACCACCAAAUCUAAAGAAAUACACCUCGCCGUUCCUAUGGUCGAAGCCGCGCAAGACGAUCAUCACCAUGAUCUCGUGCUGCGUUACGGCAUUGUCUGCGUAUGCGGCUGGAGAGUAUACGCCGCCGUCGGAGGAGUUGACGGCGAAAUGGCAUGUUAGUAAGGUUGCGUAUAAUGUGGGGAUUACGUUGUUUACGCUUGGGUUUGGUAUUGCGCCGAUGGUGUUGGCGCCGUUUUCGGAGAUUAAUGGGAGAAGGCCGAUUUUUGUGGCUAGUGGGUUGGUUUUUACAGUAUGCUUGAUCGGAUGCGGUGCUACGGAUUCUUAUGCUGGGAUGCUGGUCGGGAGAUUCUUCCUGGGAAUUGGUGGAUCAACGUUCUCGACCAUGGUGGGUGGUGUCAUUAGUGAUAUCUAUCAUGCCCAGGAUCGCAAUGGCCCUAUGUCUUGCUUCUCCGGAGCCGCGCUAUUUGGAACCGGGUUGGGACCGUUGGUUUCCGGCUUCAUUGAAAUGCGCGUUUCCUGGCGAUGGAUUUUCUACUCCGAAGCCAUUGCCUCCGCCAUAUUUUUGGUUCUUCUAUUGGCCUUCCUAAAGGAAACCCGGGGUAGUGUGCUGCUGAGUGGCAAGGCCAAGGCUCUCAACAAGUAUUAUGACAAGCUUGAGGAAGCGGGUUACUAUGGUGUCGUCUUCACCGCGGAGGAUUCAGGCGAAAAGCAACGGGUGCAGCGCAUCCGGUGGAAGGUCAAGAGUGACGAGGAGCGAGAGACCUUGGUCAGAAUGGUCACCAUCUCUUGUUACCGACCAUUCCAUCUCUUGUUCACCGAACCGGUGGUGUUCUUCUUCUCCCUUUGGGUCGCAUUCAGCUGGGCCAUCCUGUACCUUAACUUCAGCUCCAUUCCUCUUGUCUUUUCGACCAACCAUGGCUUCAAUGUGGAACAGGUUGGCGCCGUAUUCUCCGCGGUGUCCAUUGGAGCUCUCCUAGCCACCAUGUUGAGUAUUUACCAGGAGAAGCUGGCCAUGCGACUGGGCAAGAUGUCCAAUACACCAGAAGGUAGACUCUACUUUACCUGUGUCGAGUCCAUUCUUAUGCCAAUCGGUCUGUUCUGGUUUGGAUGGACGUCCUACUCAUCUGUUCCAUGGAUCGUGCCCACCCUCGCCCUGGGCUGUGCCACCAUGGGUAUCUUUUCCAUCUACCUAGCCACGUUCAACUAUCUCGCCGACACAUACCAUCGAUAUGCUAGUUCCGCAAUUGCCGCGCAGUCGUUCUGUCGAAACAUCCUGGCUGGUAUCUUUCCGUUGGUUGCGAAUUUCAUGUUCACGAACCUCACGUAUCCCGGUGCUUCUAGUUUGCUGGGAGGAAUUGUAUGA